Pocillopora damicornis (cauliflower coral) is the source of this 1304-nucleotide messenger RNA. RefSeq lists its product as uncharacterized. Lineage: Eukaryota; Metazoa; Cnidaria; Anthozoa; Scleractinia; Pocilloporidae. The record is from RefSeq and is a predicted model, not a curated record. Gene Ontology annotation, molecular function: lipid binding.
ACAUCUGCCCCGCGUGAAAGACGAGAAUAGAGUUGCAUUCGCGGAACAAGUCGUUGGAUUUGUACUAGAGAGGAUGGCCGAAAGCGAUCUUGAACUUUCAAAAUCUUAUGGUACUCUGCGUCAUGAACCUCAGCCUUAUGUGCCAUCAAAUCCAAUCCAUGAGAAUGACAUUGAAAGGUUACUGUCAGUGGAAAGUGAAGAAAUGGAAGGCACAUGGUCGCGCGUGAAAAAAACUAAAGAUGCAGAAGUCUGGAGAAGGGAAGCAAAUGAAGAAGGUUUUCCCCCAAUUACAAAGGCUGUGUUACGUCUAGAAGAUGUUCCAUUUAAGACAGCUGUGAAACUGAUGACAGAUUGGAAAUUGCGACAAGAAUGGGACAAAACUGCAUCAGUUGUGGAUGUUUUGGACAGAAUAGGAAACUUCAAAGUGGUUUACAACCGUCUGAAGAUGCCUCUGUUUUGUACCAAGAGAGAUGUUGUACUGGCAUCACUGGAGCGUUAUGAUUCAGACCAGCAUUGCUAUAUUCUAGCAUUGCGUAGCACAGAACACCCUCUCAUGAAAGAUUCAGUCAAGUCAAACUUUGUGAGGGCUGAGACCAUCCUGUCAGGCACAAUAAUCCGUCCAGUGGAUGAUGGUUCAACAUCUUCUACUGUCACUGUCAUUACACAGAUGAAACUCAUGGGUUCAGCUCCUCAAUUCAUCAAGAACAGUUAUUUGGCCUGUAGCCCUGUGAAACGAAUGCAGCUGAUGAGGAAGUUUUAUCUGAAAUGCCAAACUGAUGCAGACUUGAAUUUGAGUUUGAGUGGCAGUGAGAAAGACAUCAAGAUGAGUCCAUUUAUCAGCACUCGCAAGACCAAGUCAUCCACGGGAAGUAUUAAUUUUGUCACAGAUGACUAAUUAUACUUACUAGAUCGAAAUUUGAAAUUAAUGGCAAGCUAGGCCAGGUAUUUGUAGUUAUAUUUAUUUUCUUUGCAGUAUAUUUUAAUGUUACUGUGGUAUCUUACUGUGAGAACAACUAGUUUCAAUUGGGAUGUAAAUGUAUUGUUACGUUUUAAAGUAAAGUUAAAAUUAAGUUAGUAAUUAGGUUUAAUUUUUAAUUAAUAACAGUCCAACUAAUCAAGUGGAUGAUUGGUCAACUGUAUCGUAGAAAGAAGGAUAAAAGUCCCCAAACGUAGUUGUAUAAAUUAUUCUCAUUGAUGAUCAGGCUUCAGGAAUAUUUGAAUACUUAUUAAGUGAUGAAUAUUUUGAGAGUAUUUGACAUGUACUCUGGGUUGGAGCUACAGUACAAGAAAUGUUGAUUAAUGGA